This is a messenger RNA of Juglans microcarpa x Juglans regia, 1088 nucleotides long. RefSeq lists its product as uncharacterized. The transcript is spliced from 3 exons. Lineage: Eukaryota; Viridiplantae; Streptophyta; Magnoliopsida; Fagales; Juglandaceae. Gene Ontology annotation, cellular component: chloroplast thylakoid membrane. Bases 110 to 1015 code for a protein of 301 amino acids. The record is from RefSeq and is a predicted model, not a curated record.
AUCUCCUCCAUUCGAUUACAACCCACCCAUUCAUUGCCGCAAAACAUAGCAUAUAACUCAGAAGAGCUCUCGCUGUUCAUGGUUGAGCCUUUAAACGAUCCGAAAAUUCAUGGCUAUAUCCCUAAACUCAGUCGUGGGCUUCAACUCAACGUGCCUCAGCCCACAUCAAUGCCGUGCCACUCUGCUCCGCUCCUCUCAGUCCAUGUCGCGGUCCGCUUUUCUCAUUGCCACUCAGCUCUUCUCCUCUCCUCUCAAUCAAUGUCGUGCUGCUCUCAUUCACUUGCCCAAAGCUCAGCCCCGUGUCUCCUCCAUCUCCCUCAACCAUUCUGUGCUGCUUUUCUCCUUGAAGUUGCAAGCCAAAUACCCGAAUGUGUCAAGAUAUUGUGUUGGAACUUCGGUACCGAAAGUCACCCAAUUUGCGUCCUUCCCAGGGAAGUUGGGGUCAAGGAGUCUUGUAAAGGAUGAAAGAUGGAGCUUCUCCCUUUCAGUUGCAGAUAGUGAUAGUGCUACCACAAAGACCAGUGAUGAGGGUUUUGCAAACGCAGAAAAUGAACAGUCGCAAGCUGGUGCAAAUAAAGAGUCAGGGUCUCAAGCCUCUGAAGCAUCUAAUGGGUCAACAUUUUCUUCAGAUUUGAAGCAGGAGACAUCAUCGUCUCCGAACCUGCAAUCCACACCAAAAAGAUCACCACUAACAGCCAAAGAGAGACUAAGGGCUGCCCGGGUACUCAACCGUUACAUGGAAUCAAAAGCAACUAAAUCAGAAAUGGGCAGCAAAGUAUUGGAUGCACUGAGGGCGAGUGACGGUGGGAAGAAAAGAUCUGGGCUCCCAGAAGCCCCCACAAACUUAUUUGAUGACAGCAAGCGAGGAAUGCCAAAGCAGGGCCUAACGUUUGAGUUUCCAGGAGGUUUCGAUCUGUUUAUAAUUGCCUUUUCGUUUGUUUUCAUAAGCACAGUGAUGUUUGCUACAACGUACAUUGUUUGGAAAGUAGGUGCAAUCCAUUUUAACGAGUAUUAAGGUGGAGGGCAGUUCUGCGUUUUUGGGCAAAUUACCAUCUUUUAAUGCAUCCUUGUAACUUACAAAUUAGCUG